Messenger RNA from Dibothriocephalus latus, 438 nucleotides. NCBI's taxonomy places the organism in Eukaryota, Metazoa, Platyhelminthes, Cestoda, Diphyllobothriidea, Diphyllobothriidae. The record is from the annotation of a GenBank genome assembly.
AUGCGAGUGCUGCAAGUUGAGCCACUGCGUAACGGGAUUUUUGAAACUCCCGACUAUACACCAUCCUGUGGCUGCGCGAAAGGGACCUUGGCGAUCACAUUCAAAGCGCUGGCCAAGCCGCAUCUCACUUAUGCGGCACCAAUCUGGUCCCCCAUAAUCAGCUCUUCCAGCCUCCACCGCCUUCAGUCAGCACAGAACCCUGUCCUCCGCACGAUUACAGGCUUCUAUAAAAUGUCGCCUAUCGAUCAUCUGCAUGCAGCCAGCAGUUUUGGUGGACGUGUUCGCAACCCGGCCAUCCUAAUCGCCAUCGUUGUCACGCUCCUGAACGCAGCUGCGGCGUCUAUUCGAGCUCUCCACAAGGAAGCUGUCGCCUCGUUUCUCUCGGAUCUACCCGCUGAUGGCUCUGCCACCAAGACAGGCUUCCAGCGUCUUUAUUAG